GUAACUCACCUCAGCGAAGAGUUGAGAAAAGGAAAAAUGGAGAAAAACGCAUGUGACUUGUCCAUACUACCAACUUUUGGUUCCGUUAAGACACCGAAACGAGAGGAGCCUGAGAUGAUCCUUGCUGACAUGGUAACUCGCCUCAGCAAAGAGUUGAGAAAAGGAAAAACGGAGAAAAACACUUGUGACUUGUCCAAACUACCAACUUUUGGUUCCGUUAAGACACCGAAACGAGAGGAGCCUGAGAUGAUCCUUGCCAACAUGGUAACUCGCCUCAGCGAAGAGUUGAGAAAAGGAAAAAUGGAGAAAAACACUUGUGAGUUGUCCAAACUACCAACUUUUGGUUCCGUUAAGACACCGAAACGAGUGGAGGCUGAGAUGAUCCUUGCUGACAUGGUAACUCACCUCAGCGAAGAGUUGAGAAAAGGAAAAAUGGAGAAAAACACUUGUGAGUUGUCCAAACUACCAACUUUUGGUUCCGUUAAGACACCGAAACGAGUGGAGGCUGAGAUGAUCCUUGCCAACAUGGUAACUCGCCUCAGCGAAGAGUUGAGAAAAGGAAAAAUGGAGAAAAACACUUGUGAGUUGUCCAAACUACCAACUUUUGGUUCCGUUAAGACACCGAAACGAGUGGAGGCUGAGUACGUGACUUUUUCCCGUUUCGUCUUUGCUGAAAUGGUAAAUCGCCUCUGUGAAGAGUUGAUAAAAGGAAAAAUGGAGGCAAACACUUGUGACUUGAAAGAACUACCACCUUUUACUUAUUCUAAGGAACUGAUAGAGAACCCAGACCUCUACCAGGACAUGACUUUUUCCUGGAUGAUCCUCACUGAUAUGCAUACUCGCCUCAGCGAAGCGUUGAGAAAAAACAAAACAGAGGAAAACACUUGUGACUGGACCAAACUACCAACUUUUAGUUCCGUUAAGACAACGAAACGAGAACACUCUAAGGACCUGACUCUUUGCGGUACGAACCUUAAUGAAAUAGAAACUCAUCUCAGCAAAGAGCAGAGAAAAAGAAAAACGGAGGAAAACACUUCUGGUAACUCGUCAGAACCAAGUUUUACUUGUGUUAAGAAAGCAAAACGAGAUGACUUAUGAUCCUUACCGAAAUAGAAAAUCAUGAGGAUGCAUGGCCUUUUCGUCUUCCUGUAAACUUGAACUUUGUUCCUGGUUAUACCAAAGUUAUUAAGAAGCCUAUGGAUUUUUCCACAAUUAGAGAGAAAUUAAUUAGUGGAUAGUAUCCAAACCUGGAAGCCUUUGCUGUCGAUGUCAGGCUUGUUUUUGACAACUGUGAAGCAUUUAAUCAAGACGAUUCUGAUACAGUCAGAGCUGGCCACAGUAUGAGGAAGUAUUUUGAGAAAAAUACUUAGGACAGAUACUCUCAAAGUGAGCCGAAGCUGCAAUAAUCUCUUUUUUCCUUUUCAAUAAGGACGAAUAAGACCAGCAAUGUCAACUAUAUUUUACAUAAAUGUGCAAGGCACAAGCAUAAUGACUUUUUUUCCUUAGUAAAAGUAUCACACACAAAAACAGUAUCAGAAGAAUCAUACCAUUUUUAAGGGCUUCACUCCUACAACAACCAAGGCCCUUGGUUAUUGGUUUGUGUGAUUUAUCAGCUAAUAUAGGUAGAACAGGGAAGCACACCCAAAGAAUUUUCAAAGGUAAGGGUGUUAUAGAGUAAACAGCAAUUAAAAUAUAUCAAAUUGCACUGAAUAUUCAACACCAGAGCUCUAAUGUGGGAGAUGGUUCUCCUUUCCCUCUCAAUAAAUAUCUACUUUUCCUUU
Manis pentadactyla (Chinese pangolin) is the source of this 1781-nucleotide messenger RNA. RefSeq lists its product as uncharacterized. The transcript has 10 exons. NCBI's taxonomy places the organism in Eukaryota, Metazoa, Chordata, Mammalia, Pholidota, Manidae. Bases 37 to 1098 code for a protein of 353 amino acids. The record is from RefSeq and is a predicted model, not a curated record.